AUCUAUUAUUCUUACCUGUUUCUUCAUUACAUAUUUAAUACUGUUUUCCAUAUUUAUUAUCUUUCUUAUACCUUACAACACACACACACACACACACACACAGUUUUCCUGUUAUGUACUCAAGCAGUAGGUUGAAAGACUUGAUACAGUUCACACGUCGUUUUCUAGUGCAUUCUCGUGUGAGUGUGUCUGGUGCCACAUGAGAGAAGCAGGUGUGCUGUAAGCUGACAACAGUUUUGGGAGGGUCUUCCCCUUCCGAGUGGCGUCUGCGCUUGCCUCGUUCGUCAGGUAAGUUUGCUCUUCUUUAGGGACGCUCCUCUACACCUUCCUUCUUCAGAAGUGUCUGUCUUAUGCUCAUCAAGCCACUGGUGACACAGCAGGAGGAGAAGAAGGAGAGGAGCAGGAGAAGGAGCAGGACAAGGAGGAUGAAGAAGAAGAAAAGGAAGAGGAGGAUUAAUAGCGGGAGGACCAAGAGGAAAUAGGAAAAAAGAAGAGAGAGAGAGAGAGAGAGAGAGAGAGAGAGAGAGAGAGAGAGAGAGAGAGAGAGAGAGAAAGAGAGAGAGAAUUAUGUUAGCGGUAUUUUUUUAUUUUCUCUCUUUCUCUUCCUCCUUUCCCUCUUUUUCCAACUAUUUCUCUUCCAACUCAUAUUCCAUCCUUCUCCUCCUCCUCCUCCUCUCUCUCUUCCUCAUCUUCUUCCUACUUUUUUUUCCUCUCCUCCUCCUCCUCCUUCUUUGCCUCUCUUCAUACUCAUCUUUCCUUUUCCUUCUCUUCGUCCUACUUCUCUUCCUCCUUUUCCUUCUUCUCGUCCUAUUCUUCCUCCUCUUCUUCCUCCACCUCCUACUCCUACUCCUCCUCCUUUUCCUUCUCCUCCUACUUCUCCUCCUCCUCCUCCUCCUCCUCCUCCUCCUUUUCCUUAUCCUUCUCGUCUUACUCCUGCUCCUCCUCCUCUCUCACUUCUUUCCACCUCCCCACUCUCUCUCUCUUUCUCGUUUCUGUGUGUGUGUGUGUGUGUGUGUGUGUGUGUGUGUGUGUGUGUGUGUGUGUGUGUGUGUGUGUGUGUGUGUGUGUGUGUGUGUGUGUCAGGAGGCAAAGACGCAAGGAAGUGUUUAUUGGCAUUGCAUUACACACACUGUAUCCACACUGUGCACGUAUCUGACUCUGCCUCAGUGUGUCAGGCCGAAGCUGCCACACAGACACUUAUUUUUCCUUUUUAAGGCUUCCUCUCAUUACACCGUGACAGCUACUGACUAUUAUAGAGGGACUGUUGGUAGUGAUGGUAGUGGUAGUGGUGGUGGUAGUAGUAGUAGUAGUAAUAGUAGUAUUCAUAGUAGUAGUUGUAGUAGUAGUAGUAGUAGUAGUAUUAAUGGUGGUGGUUGUAGUAGUAGUAGUAGUAGUAGUAGUAGUAAUGGUGGUGGUUGUAGUAGUAGUAGUAGUAGUAAUGAUGGUAGUAGUGCAAUAGGCACUACCUUACAUGAAAAAGAAUAGAUAUAGGAGUAGAAUUAGAAGGAAAUUAGAGACGCGUUAGAGAAUCUAACGCCAUUAUUAGAAGAAAUGUGGAAGAGGUGAACAGGACGUUGAAUUGAUAACAGCCAAGCUUAUCUAUAAACAGCCGGUUUGUUUUAUGCCCGUUCAGCUUGUUAAAGGCUUAUCUCCCAUUGGGUGGAGAUUAAAACGUCAUUCAUUUUGCUUAAUAUUAUUGGCUAUGGAAAUCUAUGACGUAUGCCUAGACACCUCUCGGACAAUCCUCAAUUCACUUUUAGCGUCAGUAGCAGCCAGACACUAUGAUAGUACAGACACAAGAGUCAUAAUAACUUUGCUUAUAAUCUUAAUCAUGUGAAUGAGUAGUAAAGAAGUGCACUGUUGUUAAGCUGUAAAGACAAUUUAUUUUUUCUAAAUAAAUCACAAAACGCCAGACGAAUUUUGAUAACCCACUUGCACAAGGAUGUUGUGAGUGAUGAAUAUUGAGAAAGAAAAUAGUCGACUCCAAUACCAAGCUACGUUCACUGACACAUCGCCGUCACAGUAGAACACAGAGGCACCUUCUGCCUCGCGCCUUCCUUCCUCCCGGAGUCUACACACCUGCACUCUUGAGGCUGCUGGCGAGAGGAAGUGUCGUCCCAAGCCCUCCACCAUGGCCGCCGCUCCGAAAGUUUGCGUCCGUCGCGCGAAGCUCAUUUUCCUGAUGGAGAACGCAGGCAAGGACGUCUUGACCUUCGUAUUGAAGCGCGGCGCGCUGAACGCCCCCGCCACGCUGCCGGGCAUGUCCCUCACUUACUACCUUGAUCAUCUCCCUCAAGGCUCGACCGCCAACUAUGGCAGGAUGAGUAACAAACAAAAGAAAGGAGCACUGAACCACACCGACCGCCGCCAAGCACAACGCUUUCCUUUAUGGGACAACUUCGACGUGACUUUACUGUACAAGUCAAUAAAGUUGACGUGCGAAGACCUGGCGAAAGAUGGCAAUCCCGAAUGGCAGGACCCGAACACUCUGGAGGGAAUGGUAACGAAAAUCAAGGAUGAGCGGAAUGAACUCUUUCAUGAAGUGAGAGAUUUCAGCGAGGCAGAGUACCAGGACAAAGUCAACAAGUUAGAACACCUCUUUAUCAGAGUCCUCGCCGCAGCCAAGACCAAAUACCGCAUUCCAGACGCAGAGGUGACACCCGUGCAGAACAACGCCCUGCAGGUCACUGAUACCUUCAGAAAAACAGGAAUGGAGAAAGGAAUUUUAAAAGAUUACUUCAGUACCAUGCACCAAGAAUUUAUGAGAGACAGUCGGACCCACCUCAAAACAUUCUAUGAUCGCCUGCAAACCUUUGAUCCUCUGUCCUUCCUUACCAACUCCCCAAAUCACUGCCAUAACAUCCAGGGCAUUUUCUGCAAGAUGUCCCUCACGGAAGAAAGAGGACACGUCCAACAGAGACGAGACAUCGACACUUGCGACGUGCUGACGGUGACGCGCCGCGCGGGACAGAAUCCCCAGCUGUCCACAUCCUCAUCGGCCACGCCGCCCACGCACGGCGCCAAGCCACAGCUCAUCUUGAUUAGGGGCGUGGCAGGAAGCGGCAAAACAACCCUGCUUACCUUCUUUGUCUCAGAGUGGCUUCAGGACCCCGACGACUGCACCAUCACACACCUGGACGAGUACGACAUCGUGCUGCGUGUCUUGUGUCGCGAUAAUGACGGCCCGUCCCUCCAGGACUUCCUCAAACGGAUCCUCCCAAAGCAUUUUGCUGUGAUGGACGAACAUCUCAUCACCCUCCUACAACAAUGCAAGGUUCUCUUCCUGAUUGACGGCCUGGACGAAUUGUCGCCAGGCACUCCAUCAGACAGCCUUGUGAAAGACAUCCUCAACACUUCGAAAUAUUCGGCAGACUUCACACUCGUCUGCACAUCGCGGCCAGAAACAGUGCAAGAUUUCCUGGCCAAAGUACCUGAUGGUGUUGAUGUGUGGAACAUGGAGAUGAAAAGUGUCAGCCAUGAAAAAAGAAUUAAUUUUGUUAUGAAGCAUUACAACAGCUUCCCAGACAACGGGAACAAGAACUCUGAGAAACUUGAAUAUCUCAUGAAACAUCUAGGCUGGAAGGAUUUCCUCGGCCUCCCCUUGAACCUCCUUUUUGUUGCAAGUCUUUUUUACAAGGAUCAAAACAACAUCAAGAUCACCACCACUCAGACCAGCCUUUACGUCACCAUACGAGACUGGUGCAUACAAAAACUGCAGGCCAGACUCAAAAAUCAUCCACAAGACUCACAGACCCGUAAGGUCCUCAUCUCCAAGGUGCUGCAGGACGUAUACGACAUGUCAUUGCAAGCUCUCCUGCAAGACCGAGUCACUCUGUCAAGCCAGGAAGAGCAGAAUCUGAUUUGUUCCUGUCUUGGGAAAGGAUUACCCAGCAAAGAAAUUAUCCCAGCGUUUUUCAAUUUUCGAGACAUCAAUGACGGGCUGGAGCAUCAUCAGAAGUACACAGCCCCACACAAGAGCCUACAGGAAUUCUACAGUGCAUCAGGAAUCGUCCACAAGCUGGUGGAGGGCUCACACUCAGCAAACAUACGACGCAUGCUUCACGACCCGAGGCCAGAACAGCUCCGGAACUUGAGGAACCUACUCCUGCAUGUUGCAGGUCUCCUCUGCCACCCUAACACACCAUUUCGUGCUCCAGCCAUACAAGAAGUGGUGGACCUGCUGGCGGAGACUGGGGUGGAAGAUUGUGAUGAUUGGCUGUCCAUGCUGGAGGACACUGAAGUGAACAGGACUGCCUUGGAUUGUGUUGUCAGACACAUUACAAGUGAUGAGGAGGAAAUGGUAACAAUAACAGACAGCACCAUCACCAGUGCUAAAGCUCUACUCCCCCUCAUCCCCUCCAAGAAGGUACUCAUAGAUCUAAGCAGGAAGGAAUCAGACGUGCAGGGGCUCAUCUUUGAACACCACAAAUACAUUGGGCUGUACCUGCACCACCAAUACAAGCAUCCAGACCAAGCCACUCUCUGUGACUCUUUGCUGCGUGCCAUGCCCAGGAGUCACCUUGGUGUGUUCACGGGUCACCUAAGUGGUGCCGGCACGCAGCUGCUGCAGGAGUGGCGGGGCCUCUGGCGACUCCACCUGACCGUGUGUGACCAAGACGCCCAAGAGGUUCUGGCCGCCAUCAGGGCCGUCCACCAGUCAGUGCCUCAACUACACUGCCUCUACCUACACGUCCCCGUGGGUGCCGUGAAGACACAGGCGUGCACCACACGGUUGCCUGACUGCCCACUGGUGAACCUCGUAUUGUCUGGUGUGGACGAGAGGCUGCUGAAGGAGGCAGCCCAGAUAGCACAGCUCCUGCAGCCCACACAGCGCCGAUACCGCAGCAUCAUGUUCCCCGGCAGCAGCAUGAAGGCAGAUGUGUGGCAGCAGUGCCUUGACGAGCUGGCCACUGCCGGCGUCAGGUUGCAGGGUGUUGGUGGUGGUAUUCAAGCACCGGACGCCAUCCCCAUCAAGGAGGAGGAGGAAAGGGAGCUGAUCACCCUUGCCAAGACCAGGAUGUUGGGUGGCUUCACAAGGUGGUCUGAAGAGGAUCUGUGGCAGCACCUGUAAUGCCCGUCUUCAUCGGUGCUGGAAGUGCAUCCACUCACAAGGCAAACAAUGGGGCUACAUUUAUCCUACUGCAUUGUGUGUGUACAAGUCUACAGUGUGGCUCUCUCUCUCUCUCUCUCUCUCUCUCUCUCUCUCUCUCUCUCUCUCUCUCUCUCUCUCUCUCUCUCCCUGAUGAUUCAAAUUAUAUUCUUAAGUUUGUUAGUAUUCUUAAGUCUCUCUCUCUCUCUCUCUCUCUCUCUCUCUCUCUCUCUCUCUCUCUCUCUCUCUCUCUCUCUCUCUCUCUCUCUCUCUCUGAUGAUUCAAAUUAUAUUUUUAAGUUUGGUAGGAUUUUUAAGUCUUGAUGUAGAGUCUCUCUCUCCCUCUCCCUCUCUCUCUCUCUCUCUCUCUCUCUCUCUCUCUCUCUCUCUCUCUCACUGUUUCUCUGUCUCCGUCUCUGUCUCUGUCUGUGUGUGUGUGUGUGUGUGUGUGUGUGUGUGUGUGUGUGUGUGUGUGUGUGUGUGUGUCUCCCUGGCGGUUGGUUCAAGUUGUAUUUGUAAGUUGGUGGUGAGUGUGAAGUGUUGGUGUGCAGUUUGUGUGAGAGUAAAGCGUAAGUUAGGAUCAAGUUAGUACAAGGUGGGGAGCAAAGUUGCGGUUAGUUUGCAAUGAUUGUUGAUGGUGCACCUGCAGUUUUCCUCGUGGCAAAGUUCACACCAGAAGUGAGUCAAGUCAGUACAAGACAAGCUUCAAUGUUCUGUCGUGAAGUCUGUGGUGACUGCUGCUAUCACUUCCCACCUGCAGUAUAUACCUUUUAGCAAAGUUUAGUUACAAGUUGUCAGUCAGCACAAGCCCAGGACUCAACAUUGUAUUCUUUAGUGGCUGAUGAUUCUUAAUUGUUCAUCUGCAGUUUGUGUUGCAGCAACGGUUGCGCCAAAACUAAGUUAGUGCGCGCCGAGGAGGCAAAAUGAUUGUCAGUGUUCCGUGUGGUGCGUGUCUUUAGGCCAAGUUUAAGUGACGGCUAAGUUAGUGCAAGAUAAGGCUGAGUAGUGUUCUGUUCUGAAGUGUGAGGCGGUUCUUGGGACCGCUUCCCAUCUGCAGUACAUCUUUUAGCAAAGUUUAAGCUGAGAAUUAAGUUAGUACAAGCGGAGGAUUCAAGUGAUUUGGUUCAGCUCACGGUGAUUCUUAAUAUUGCACCUGCUGUUUGUCUUUAGGCUAAAUUAAAUUACAACUAAGUUAUGUCAGCACAAGCUGAGGGUGAAGGCUGCUGCUGCUGCUGCUGCAUGCACUCUUCACCUCAUGAUGAUGAUGAUGAUGAUGAUGACGAUUGUGCUGUUUGUCCCAUGCAAAGAAGGUUCAGGACAAAGUUUAGUCAGUACAAGCUGAGGGUGAAGGCUGCUGCUGCAUGCACUCUUCACCUCAACUUAAUAAGGUUGAUGCUUUCUUCAUUUUUGUCUUGAGUUUCAAGUUUACUACAAGUGGUGGCAGGUUUGUCACGUUCUCGUAAGUGGAUGCACGAGUGUGAGUGUGGUGGUGGUGGUGGUGGUGGUGGUGAGAGCCGUGCAUCCCCCAGGGAAGGGGAACGUCCGUCACGUGCAACUGUGGCGAGGAGCUUCACCACAAACACUGUAUUCUCUGUACCACACAUGGCUGAUUCCCUCAUUAAAAGCUGUACUACGUGUUGUGCAACCACUUGUUUGUACCUCCUUCAGGCCUGGCUUUACUCACUACUCGGCGACUGAUUUGCUGCCAGCUCCCUGUGUGUGUGUGUGUGUGUGUGUGUGUGUGUGUGUGCAAACAAUUUCCAUGGUGGUGCAAAUGUCAACAAAGAAUGGUGUACCCAGAUGUACUUAAUAGGCAGCUUUGCCUUGGACGCCUUGUACUAACUGUGCUCCUCCGCCCACCUCUUCUCCUGUUAGGAACGUCAGUAGCAGCUAAGUAGUAGAUGAGUGGCCUUUCUUGUGGCUUUUGGUGUCUGCUUGGGUUGGUGUUGCCACCACUAUUACUACCACUACUACUACUACUCUUACUACUACUACUACUACUACUACUACUACUACUACUACUACUACUACUACUAUUAGUGAUCUGUGCACCAUUUUUUAAUUUCAUUGUUAUCAUUUUGUCUAUCUAUUUAUUUAUUUCUAUUUUAUUUUUCAUUCUUUCGUUUAACUAAAAUUGUGUUGCUUAA
Molecule: messenger RNA, 7235 nt
Organism: Scylla paramamosain (green mud crab)
Lineage: Eukaryota; Metazoa; Arthropoda; Malacostraca; Decapoda; Portunidae
Exons: 9
Coding region: 2132-5071 (979 amino acids)
Source: RefSeq, a predicted model, not a curated record